AUGCUUUCGCAAGGCGGGCCUCUAGGGAGUGGUAAGUGCGCAGCGCGGCGUCGACAAGGGAGAUGGCGUCGCCGAUGGACAGCAUGGUACGGUUUGGGCGGUGGGGAGCAUGGAAUCGGUCGAGCAAUGGGUGACGAUGGAACGAGUGACGAGUGUGCGGGUGGUACCACGGUAAGAGAUGACUAUGCGAUUGAAUUUGCCCCCGCGACGUCAACUUUUUUAAGAAACUGUAAGAAAUGAUUGGAA
Molecule: messenger RNA, 246 nt
Organism: Chondrus crispus (carragheen)
Lineage: Eukaryota; Rhodophyta; Florideophyceae; Gigartinales; Gigartinaceae
Exons: 2
Coding region: 1-240 (79 amino acids)
Source: RefSeq, a predicted model, not a curated record